AUGGCAAUUUCAUCAUUUCUCUCCGUUCCACCGCCAUGUGCCGCCUCCGUGUCCGCUCCUCCAAGGUGCGUAGAUAAUGCAAAGAGCUUAAACAACAAAAAUUCUACAUUCGAAGUGAAAAAAUGUUAUUCAAGAAGGUUGAUUCUUCACUUUUUGGGAAUUAACCAUGUAUUAUGUUAUGCUGCUCCUGCUUUGCCUUUGGCUUUGGCUGCACCAAUUAUGGAUACGAAUGAACCUCAAGUCAUAGGGACUUUGAAGCUUGCCAAUGGAGUCAGAAUUCAAGAUAUUAUUGAAGGAGAAGGAGUAGAAGCGCGUGGCGGAGAUUUGGUUGAAUUCAAUUGUGUAUGCAGGCGUGCGAAUGGAUACUUUGUUUUCAGUACAGUAGACCAAUUCAGUGGAGAAAGUAAUCCUGUUAUACUUCCUUUGGAUGAGGAUGAGAUGAUAUUGGGGUUAAAGCAGGUCCUCACUGGUAUGAGAGUUGGUGGAAAAAGAAGAGCAUUGAUUCCACCUUCUGUAGGAUAUGUAAAUGAGAGCUUGAAGCCAAUACCUGAAGAGUUUGGCCCUCGGCGCAGCCUUCUUUCUCAUGCACAGGAGCCUUUGGUAUUUGAAGUUCAGCUCUUGAAAAUUUUGAAUGUUUCACAAUAA
Vicia faba (fava bean) is the source of this 645-nucleotide messenger RNA. The record is from the annotation of a GenBank genome assembly. NCBI's taxonomy places the organism in Eukaryota, Viridiplantae, Streptophyta, Magnoliopsida, Fabales, Fabaceae.